This is a messenger RNA of Trypanosoma rangeli, 453 nucleotides long. RefSeq lists its product as uncharacterized. The record is from RefSeq and is a predicted model, not a curated record. NCBI's taxonomy places the organism in Eukaryota, Euglenozoa, Kinetoplastea, Trypanosomatida, Trypanosomatidae. The coding region runs from base 1 to 453 and encodes 150 amino acids. The transcript has a single exon.
AUGGCGAAGCUGCUUGAGGCCGUGAGAAUGCAGGCCACCGCAGCCGGCCUCAUCGCCGGCACGAUUGCUUUGUCAGUAUUUUUAUUUACCAGCUGGGGCAGCGUGGUGUCUGCUUUUGUUGUGUCCUUUUUUUUGGGUCCGUUGGCGUCACCAUCGUCGUCAGCUUUUUUUUCAGAGGCGGUGCUGCUUCUAUCAUGCGUGGAGACGAUAAAACAUGUCACUCUGGCGAACUACAUGUGCUUUGCGCUGCUGCUCAUGCUUGUCCUUCUGCUUAGUUCUGUGGAGGAGGCGCUCGUUGUCGUGAAGGAAUCACUGCAGAAGAAGGCAAAACUCCCCUCGACGGAGCUUCUUCGACAAAUGAACGGGAGCUACGAGCGUGCCUUUGCUGUUAGUGGUAGUGCUCACAAAAUGAAACAGCUGUGUGAUGGAGCGAAACGCCAAGGACAGAUGUGA